AUGUUCCUUCUCAUUGUUGCCAUCGCGGUUUGCAUAGCGCUGUACGUGUACUUGCAGCAAGAGGCAAAGAAAGGAGCACAAGGUGCUGAAGGAAAGAAAAAUUCGCUACGAUCUUCCGUUUCGAAUCAAGCUUCUGAAGGAGGAGAUGUCACUGCUACAGCGAAUCAGCCUGGCCCAUCUACAGCAGGGGGAAACCCUGCAGAACCCUCUGCUCCAACUGAGAAACCUCCAGAAACAGCUGCUCCACCUGAGCCAGCUCCUGCAGACAAGCCUGCUGAACCCGCUCCUCCUGCGGACAAGCCUGCUGAACCCGCUCCUCCUGCGGACAAGCCUGCUGAACCCGCUCCUCCUGCGGACAAGCCUGCUGAACCAGCUCCUCCUGCGGACAAGCCUGCUGAACCCGCUCCUCCUGCGGACAAGCCUGCUGAACCCGCUCCUCCUGCGGACAAGCCUGCUGAACCAGCUCCUGGGGAUAAGCCUGCUGAACCAGCUCCUCCUGCAGACAAACCUGCCGAACCAACUCCUGCAGACAAGCCUGCUGAGCCAGCUCCUGCGGACAAGCCUGCUGAGCCAGCCCCUCCCGCGGACAAGCCUGCUGAGCCAGCUCCUCCCGCGGACAAGCCUGCUGAACCAGCGCCUCCUGCAGACAAGCCUGCUGAACCAGCUCCUCCUGCGGACAAGCCUGCUGAAGCAGCUCCACCCCCACCUGCACCGGGAGAAAGUUCUGGGGGAGCGCCGCAACAACCAGGAGGGCCACCUGCCCAAGACGAGUCCAAGCCUUCCGAUGAUGUAACGACAGCACGUGAGAUAGAAGAUGACAAGCCAGCCCAAGGUGCUAAUGCUGCUCAGCAGACCCCAGAGGCCCAACAAGCAGCUCCACCAGUGAAUGUGAUCGAUAAGGAGGCGAUAACGACGUAG
Molecule: messenger RNA, 918 nt
Organism: Necator americanus (New World hookworm)
Lineage: Eukaryota; Metazoa; Nematoda; Chromadorea; Rhabditida; Ancylostomatidae
Exons: 7
Coding region: 1-918 (305 amino acids)
Source: RefSeq, a predicted model, not a curated record